Messenger RNA from Suillus clintonianus, 1095 nucleotides. RefSeq lists its product as uncharacterized. The transcript is spliced from 7 exons. The coding region runs from base 1 to 1095 and encodes 364 amino acids. Lineage: Eukaryota; Fungi; Basidiomycota; Agaricomycetes; Boletales; Suillaceae. The record is from RefSeq and is a predicted model, not a curated record.
AUGGCAGCUAACUUCUCUAGUGUCCCAGUCCUCGAUUUUGCUCUCGUGUCCGAUAAUGCCACGAAACCAGAGUUUAUCGCGCAGCUCCGACAUGCUUUGAUCAAUGUCGGAUUCUUGUAUCUCAACAACCACACUGUCUCACAGAAAGUUACCAAUGAUUUAAUUGACUAUAUCCCCCGUCUUUUUGGCCUUCCCCAGGAGGCUAAGAACAAGAUCUUUAUGGCGAAUUCGCCACAUUUCCUUGGGUACUCCAAGCUAGGUGCGGAGUUUACCAAAGGGAAGACAGAUUAUAGGGAGCAAUUCGACUUCGCGACACCUCAUGAGACGCAGUGGAAACCCGGCGCCCCGGAGCAUCUGCGCCUGUGGGGACCUUCCCAGUGGCCAGAUGAGGAUCUUAUCCCAGGGUUCAAACACACAACAGAGAUAUACCUCCAGCAAGUCCAGGCUCUGAGCUACCAAUUCAUCAGCUUACUCGCGGAGGCUUUUGGCCUUCCUUCCGAUGCAUUGAACAAAUUUUAUGAUACCGAUGAAUUGAUGCAACACCGCGGGAAGGUCGUCAAAUAUCCCGCUAAUGAUGGUUCUCUGACUGAUCAAGGCGUUGGCCCCCACUAUGACGCUGGCUUCCUGACCUUCCUUCUCAUCGCAUCACCGCAUCGUGGUCUGCAGGUACAGAACCUUUCUGGACAAUGGAUCGACGUUCCUCCUAUUCCGGGAACGUUCGUUGUGAACAUUGGAAAGGCGCUCGAGUUUGUUACCCGCGGAUUGGCAAGAGCUACUUCGCACCGCGUCUUAUCUCCCUCUGUGGGUUCGACACCCCGUUAUUCUGUUCCGUUCUUCCAGAAUAUCAGCCUGAACGCUCGCCUCGUUGACGAAGUCUUAGACUUCCCACCUGAGAUUCUUCAGCUCAAACAACUUCGAGGAGAUCCUGUUCAGACCGAUUCUGUCAAUUUCUCAGAGUUUGACCGCGAGCCAUCGGGAAAGGUGAACCUCAUCGGGCGGGUGAAAAGUCACCCUGACGUUGCGCAACGCCACUACCCUGACCUUUUCAACCAAUACUUCCCAAACGGCCUCCCAAAGCAAGUCAGCGCAUAUUGA